GCCAUUUAGCAACAGAUGAGCAGCGCUUCAUGUUCGUUUCGGGCAGUCAGAGUCACGCAUUGCCCCGAAGGAGCACUUUUAACUGCGUAAUGUUUGUCGGGGUCGCGGUGCGUCCUGUCGUCUCUCCUGCACCGUAGCUUGCUAGCCCGUUAGCGGCUCCCUCGUGUUAUCGCUGCCCGUGUGUGCCGGAUCGCUAUGGAUGUGCUCUGGAUGAUACCGUUGCUGCUGGUCCCGCUCCUGAUGUGGACCAGCAGCACGUUUGUUUUCUAUUUCAAAAAGUGCUUUUACGUCGCCUGGAUGAUGUGCUUGGCCCUGGUCGCGAUCCCCCUGUGCAUACUGAAGAGCGGAGGCAGAGACGUUGAGAACAUGAGGAUCAUCCGUUCCCUGGUUCGUCAUGUCAAGUACUUCCUGGGUCUUCGGUUUGAAGUGACCGGUUGGGAGCAUCUGCAGACACAGGGUCCCUACGUCAUCAUCUCCAACCACCAGAGCUCUCUGGAUGUUUUGGGUAUGAUGGAGAUCUUACCAGACCGUUGCACUAUGAUUGCCAAGAAGGAGUUGGUCUACGCUGGCACAGUGGGCCUCAUCUGCUGGCUGGGGGGCAUCGUCUUCAUCAACCGCAAGAAGACGAGCGAUGCAAAGAGUGUCAUGGCUGACGCUGCCCAAACCAUGUUGGAUGAGCAGAUUCGUCUGUGGGUGUUUCCAGAGGGAACGCGUAACCAGAGAGGCGACCUGCUGCCUUUCAAAAAAGGUGCUUUCCACCUGGCAGUGCAGGCACAAGUACCCAUCAUACCCAUCGUUUUCUCCUCCUACAGCAACUUCUACCUACGGAAAGAAAAGCAGUUCAAAUCGGGGACCAUCAGAUUGAAGAUCCUUCCAAAGAUCGAGACAAAGGGAAUGACGUCAGACGACGUUUCAUCCCUGUCCGACAAAUCCUUCAACGUGAUGCGCUCUGCCUUCAUGGAAAUCUCUGGUUCCGUAACCCAGAGUAACGGGCCCUUAAGGCACUGAACAUUUACCAUACUCCCACCUCUUUUUCUGCCCCCGUCUGAGACCCAUUCCUCCCCCAAGACCUCCCCGCUCUCCCCAGGUUGUCCCAUUACCUGGCCAGGAAACAACAUGACACAGGUUUCUUGUCAUGAAAUCUCUUCUUGUCUAGUUCGCCUGGUCCAGUGCGCCGCUGGCCUGGCCUGACCAUACAGCACAGUCAGUCCCGACCCUCACUGUGUCUGCAGCAGCAGCACCAGCAGCAGCGCUGCUCUGCACGCCGUGAGUGGAGUGACGGACGGCAAGCCGAACAGUAUGGAUGUGUGUUGUUCAUGCAUGCCUUUUGGAUGGCUCUGUCCACCUUCAUCCUUGCUUUGUACUCUGGCUACGGAAAGCCUGGCUUUGUUAUUGUCUUACUUUAUCACCGUUUUGAACUUUCUUUGGCCUUUUCCUCCCCUUUUGUCUCCUCCUGCAUUCUGUUUAGCAGAUAAAGUUUGGCAUUUUCUCUUUUCUGUUCAUAAAUGUCAGUGGAUAUUUAUGUGUUCCUCUCAUGAUGCCUUGGAUUUGGUUAUCUUUCAGUGCUUACACACACAUAUUUAGAGUAGCCCAUCUCCUUCCUUCCUUUGCUUUCAGUGCGUUCUCCCCUUUCUGCAUUCCAGUCUCUUGCCUAAAGACAAAGCGGAGCGGGGUCUCCACCAGUGGUGGAGCGUGGAGGGCGACAGUGGUCGGCCACAGACUUCUUUAGUUCUGUUGCUAUGAAUUCAACUCUGUAUCCAUAUUGGCUCUUAAACUCAAUGACCAAUAGCUCCAUGACAUACUUCAUGAUGUCAGAAAGCAAGGAAUGCAAGGUUACAAGAUACCGUGUAUAACAAUAGCACCCACUUGUACUGAAUUAAUGGACUUCUUUCAGUGUUGUGUGUUGUUGGUGUAUCAUCGUGCGUUCUUUCAGUUCGUCUCCAAAAGAAUCGAAGUAACCGGCGUGCAGCACCGAGCAGCAAGUGUCUUCUAGCUGUGCUCUACUUUUUCUUUUUUUUGCUAUUUAUUUUCACAUCUGAUAAUCAUGUCUUGUUCUUUUUUGUAAAGCAAUCACAUGUUUUUGCUCCUCAGAAAGAACUCAUAAGUGAACCUAUUUAAGAUGUGUCAAAAACAGGUGACUUCAUAAAGUGCAAUGUCCAAGCAUUACUGUUCCAAAGUGCGAGCUACCUGCUGUGCCAUGACAAAGAUUUUUUUUGGGAAGUUUCCAACGUCAGCCCAUUGUUAUCUCGCUAUGACCUGCUUAAUCAGUGAUUCACUGAUCGAUUAUUCUUUACUCGUGAUAUAUUGUCGCCUUUACCAAUGAUACCAGGCUGUAAGGAGAAGGGUAAAACUUGUGUAGAAUUCUGAAAUUAUUUAGCUCUCACGCUUUUUUUUUAAUUAUUAUUUUUUUUUGUAAAUUUGAUCUGGUUUUAUAUGUUUUGAUUAACUGGAAGAGUUACUAAUUACUAACAAACCUGACAAAUUACAUCUAAGGAGAAUUUAUUAACUUAAAGUGCAUUUUGUUGAUUGGCUAUGUGAAGGCUUGUCCCUGAAUUUUAAUAAUAUGAAAGUGAACAAUGUUCUAGUUGUGAUUCAGUUAUGACUUAACCUCGUAGGAGAAUAUUAGAUUAUUUAAAAAAAGUGUUUUGGCCUUAAGUUUGAUUGGUUGUUGUCGUUGCACUU
Molecule: messenger RNA, 2682 nt
Organism: Stegastes partitus (bicolor damselfish)
Lineage: Eukaryota; Metazoa; Chordata; Actinopteri; Pomacentridae
Gene: agpat2
Product: 1-acylglycerol-3-phosphate O-acyltransferase 2 (lysophosphatidic acid acyltransferase, beta)
Exons: 6
Coding region: 196-1008 (270 amino acids)
Biological process (GO): phosphatidic acid biosynthetic process
Cellular component (GO): endoplasmic reticulum; membrane
Molecular function (GO): 1-acylglycerol-3-phosphate O-acyltransferase activity
Source: RefSeq, a predicted model, not a curated record